Molecule: messenger RNA, 5204 nt
Organism: Apodemus sylvaticus (European woodmouse)
Lineage: Eukaryota; Metazoa; Chordata; Mammalia; Rodentia; Muridae
Product: histocompatibility antigen 60b-like
Exons: 6
Coding region: 1044-1949 (301 amino acids)
Source: RefSeq, a predicted model, not a curated record
AUGUUUUGUUUUAAGGCAAGGCGUCACACUACCACUCACCUCGCUGUAGAUUCAGGACCAAUCCCUUGUCUCGCUUGGUCUACCAAAUGCUGGGAUUACAGGUGUGUGCCCAGGCUCAGCUUUAAUACCCAUGUGACUCUGCAGCCCUCAGCCUGCUCUGCUCCCUUCCCUGCCCAUCUAGACUUCCCCUCUUUUCCAUCCACUGAAUGUCUUUUAGACCCUCACCCAAGAGAUAGCAGUCUGUUCCUGCCUGAAGACACCUCACUUAGGGCCUGAAACACCUUGUCCGCUGGAGGACCCUGGCAAUGGUCCUGGUUGGGGGCCUAUGGAAGCUUCUGUCCUUGAUCCCAGGUCCAUGGAGUCUACCUCCUGGCUAGAUAGGAUCAGAAAGUGAUGUUUAUUAGGCAGGAGUGGCUUCUUUUGUUCUUUAAAUGUCAGUCACUAAUUUUUUUAUUCAAUCUGGUGGGCCUCUCUGGAUCUCUAGUUCUGCAUCAACUACUCAAUUCUGUUUAGUGUGACAGCAGCAGAGGGCAACAAGGAUAUGACCGAGCAGCAGAUGUGUCCUUUAACCCUGAUCAGGGUGUUUCCCAUGGAAUAGUAUUGGUGCCCAUCCCCCCAGAGUGUCUUCAAGAGUACUGUGAGAGCUGCAUAUCCCCAGGCAGUAGUGGGACCUGGAGGGGCAAAGAAGGAGUCAGAGAUGAGAAGAAAGAGGAAGUGAGGGAGAGGAGUCUGGAGGCCUCAGGGACACUGGGGGCCGUCUCAAGGUAGAGGAGAGGCACAGGAAAUGACUACAGCCAGUAUUCAGGGCCACCUACUUUGGUGAGCUCAUGUUUAGUGAGGACCACUCAGAAGUGACUCUGGGCGGAGCACUGGGUGUGGACUGGCCUAGUAUAAAUUUCUCUCACUCUGGUUGCAGGCCUCAGUAGCUCAAGGUGAAGGCACCAACCUCAUUCUCUUUCUUUACUCUGUUCCCAAGGGAAUCUGAAGGUUCAGUUGGUGCUCCAGUCAUCAGCUCCAGUGGCAUCAGAGUCUCGGGAAGGACCAUGGCAAAGGGAGCAACCAGCAAGAACAAUCAUUCUCUGAGCCUGUGCUUUGUAAUUCUGCUGAGCCAUCUGGGGGCCACACUGGCAGAUGGCACAGACUCUCUAAGUUGCAACUUCAUUGUCAAGUAUCGAAGCUCACCUGGACAGUGCUCAGUGAACGGAAAUCCUGUCCUUCAUCUUGGUGAUGGAAAACAGGAGGGAAAUGCCACUGAUCUGUGUCCUCCUUUGUCCAAAAGCCUGGAAGAGACUUUCGAAGGGCUGUGGAAACUGCAGUCAGGUAAUGACGCCUUGAACGUCACCAUACAAUCUCAAUAUAAACAAGGAAAUUUCACUGAUGGACACUGGGCCAUAAACAUUGAUGAGAAGUAUAGCAUCUACUUUUAUCCAUCUAAUGAGACGUGGAGAGAGAGUCAUUCUGAUGCCAGCAGUGUCUCGGAACUGUGGAAAAACAAGAAGGAAGUAGAACAUGAGUUCAUUAAAUUCUCCAAAUUAGAUGUCUGUGACUGCCUCAACGAAUUGUGGCCACACUCCAGAGAAAUGCCAAGAUCAACAAUGAAGGCGCUGGAUACCACCCAGCCUACAUAUGCUCCUCAGAUUCAUCCUACAGCUAACAUUACCCAGCAUACAUCUGGUAUCCACAAUGAACCUACACUGAAUAUCACCCAAAAUAAUUCUUCCACCCAGAGUCUGAGUAUCACCUGGACAAUAAUUCUAGGUAUAGGAGGAGCUAUCCUAAUCAUCAUCAUCAUCAUCAUCAUCAUUUUCUUAUUUUCUCGGUAUAUGAUGAAGAAAAAAAAAGGUGCUCCCUGCUGCUCCUCUUCCUCGGCAGAUCUCAUUGCCAGCUAUAAUUGGGUGACUCUUCAACAUAUUCCUGUGGUGUCUCCAGCAAAGGAAACGCAUUUCUGAUGACAUCUCAGAAAUCUGUGCAGUUGAGUUCCAACCAGACUGGGGGGAACCCAUGAGACUGGUGCCUCUCAAAGCCUCAUGCACCAGGGCUUCAGAGUGCACCAGGCUGUUGCUUUAGGGACUUCCUCUUGCUCUCUGUUUCUCUACUCUCUCACUCUUACAUAAUAGCAUGGUGGAGAUCAAACUAGGCACAACUCUAAAUUACUGAUCACUGUACACAACAAGGGCUUGCCCUGGAUCACUAUGUUUUACAAGCAGCAGUUGGUUCCCUUCUGAGUGCAAUGCUGACGUGGGGUGACAUGACACCUCACUUUCCACACAGACACAAGUCAGCCCAGCACCAUCCAUGAUGGAAGGUUAACAAUUACUUUAAUCCCCAAAGUAAAAAUCUGUCGCCUCUACACAUAUCAAACUAGGUUUGUAGCAAUGAGCCCAUGUGCAGAUCAAAACCAUAUCAGAAACCAGGUCUGAGGGUCUAACAUACCCUCACCUGGACCCCUGAAGAGGCCACCUAACACUGCAAGGUCAAUGGCUCCCAUAAACUUGCCCCCUGGAUGUCCUGCCUGCAAAUGGAAGAUUCCUGACCAUCUUAAGGCUUCAGCUCCAUCCACACUGCUAAUGCCUCCUGCUUGAAUCACUGGCUGACAGUUCAUCUGCUGCUCCAUGCUAAUGUGGGUCUGCAUCUCCCCUGCUGGAUCCUGGGGUCCUCUACCUCUCCUCUGCCGUUCACUCAGUCCUGAGGCCUGGUGCAGCCCUGCAGCCCUGCAGCUCUCCACUGCCUUCCUUAACAGCUCUCUAACCACCUGCAUGGAGCCUGUCUGUGGGACUAGGAUCCUCUGUCUCCGCCUCCAGUCUGGUCUCCGUGAACUCUAAUGGCAACUCAUUCACUCUUUAAUGCCGUUCUGUGAUCUAAGUACAUAGGAUAACUGUGUGGUGUACAAUGUGUGAUCUGAGAGUUUGUCUAGUAUUUACGACUGGAGUAAAAGGACAAGGGGCUGGCCAGUUGUCAUAGGUACUUAGGAUGAUAUGGCAAUUAAAGCCAGCGCAUAGGAUGGAGAUAGUAAAUUAAGGCACAUAUAUGAGCCCCUGUUUUCCUGGUGUAGCUCACACACUCAGGAUUUCACUCACAAUAUUAUAACUGUCUAGUGAGUAAAGUGUCCAUUGGCAAAAAAAGCAGAAAUACACAAUAGUUUUAAACAAAAGAAAUGUUGGAAGAAAUUCAUCAUCCCUUCCAAACCCUGUUCAACAGAGACUGAGCUUGCUCUGUAGGCUCAUAGCCUGUCUCACAGCACCGUGUAAUCUCACUGUUCACAGUGAGAUCUAAAUGGUGUGUUAGGAAGAGAGGAGCGUUCCAUUCAUCCUCUGAGGAGCAUGGUUAGCAAAAAUAAAUAAGAAAGCAGAAAGAGAAGUGAGUAGGUCUCAGAUCACACAUCUAUGAAUAUUAAUGUAUACAACAGGAAUAUCGAAUAUAUACUGUCCGUAUUAAUGUAUACAACGGGGAUAUCGGAUAUAUGCUGUCCAUAAGAAAACUAAGAAAAAACGUUAAUGUCUGUAAGGAAAAUGAAUAACAGACUAAGGGAAAGCUAAACCCUAAAAUGGUGCUCCCUCUUGGGACACACAAGACCCCAGAGCCCGCGUAUGAACACGUGACAGUAACAGUCCUAGACUAGUCGGCACUGCCAUGCCAGGAACUACCAGGGGGCAGGGUAUAGGCAUAGAAAUGUUACAUUCAGUGACUGAAAAUUAUAUAUGCGUUUUAGAAGAACAAGGGACAAAGAGACAACUUGGUCAUAUAGUGCUUGUCCCUUACAAGCAUGAAGACCUGAAUUCCCUCUUCAGAACCCAUGCACAGUGUGGUAGCACUUGAUUGUCAUCCCAGAGCAGGAGACAGAGAGAGAGAGAAGAGCAUCUCUCAGGUUCCUUCAUCAAUCAGAGGAGUUGAAUUGGUGAGUUCCAGUGCAGACUGUCUCAAAACACAGUGUGCAUGGAUGGCAUCCUGAGGAGUGACAUCCAAAGAUAAUGUGUAGUUUCCAUACAUCUGAGUAUAUUAACAAGCAUGCACACAUGUGUAUAUACAUAUAUGAAAAAGAUAGCCUCUGUGGACCCAACCUUAGCUAGUGACUUCUCCAGAGGUAAUGUUCCUGAGAGGGAAUUGCCAUUUUUCAUACUAGUUAUGCGAUAUUACUUGGCCUUGACUUCUGGGCCAUUUUAUGUUCGUAUUUUAAUAGGUAAGAGGAAAACAGCUCACAUCUUCCUAGUUAAUAGCUUUCAUAGAACUAUUGUUCAACUACUGUCCUUGGGUUCCAGGGUUGGGUAGGAUUGUGAGUUAUCAUGAGGAACUGAAUGGCACUCCAAGCAGGAGAUUCUGGUUGUUAAAAGAGAAUGUUUUGAUUUUAUUGUGAAGGGAGGGACUCCUUGAGUCUGUAAUGCUGCCCUGACAGAUGGGCAGAUCAUGUCGUGGAUAAAUGAGGCAGAUGCUUUCCUCUUGGGAGGGCUCUGUUGCUGAGAAUGAAUAUUGAGAGCCCUGUCUGGGGAUGCUGAGGUCUCAUAGGGUCAUAACACCCUAACAUUUAAGGAGAGAUUGGACUACAAUUUUGAGAGGCAAGGGUGGUUGUUGCAUGAAGUUGGAGGUCAGACUUUGACAUCACUCAGAGCCUAAGUGUUCCUCAGUGCUGACAAAUAGUUGUUGGUGUAGAUGGUAGUGAUAGAAAGCCCUGCUACAACGCUAUCUCCAUCGUAGUGCCUUCUUAUCUAAAGGAUAUAAAUCAUACUGAAAGAUUAAGUGAGACCAGCCAAAACCACCGCAGAAUUAAAACAAGGAGUAUGUUGUGAUCAGCAAAAAGAAUUGUAACUCACAGUGAUUAAAGGGGAGAACAUCCUUUUAGGUUUCAGGACAGGCAGGAGGUAUGAUAUUAGUGACUGAGGAGGAGAAGAAACCCCAGAAAUGUAUAAGUAAGGGAUUUAUUGCAUGACAUAAGAACCUCAGAUUAAAUCCUGUUGUAAUUUAGUUUUCUUGUUUUCCUGGAAAGUAUAAAACCCUGACCACAGCAAACCUCCCCAUGUUUUGUGUUUUACAAGUGCCUUUAGAUGUACAAUGUUGUCAAGUCUUACAUUAUCAGUGGUUAUGUGCCUUUUGAUACCCAGCUUCAAUAGCCUGGUGACUUUAUUCAUGUAAUACUGAUUUUUCCUUUGUUCUUCACAAUUUCAAUGUGUUAGAUUUGCUUGCAUCCCAUGAAUUAAAAGAAAUUUGAACUA